GCCCCUCUUCGUCAGCGCACAGCAGGCCGUUCGUUCCCUUCCAAAUUUCCAAUCACCAUUGCCCUCGUCGCGAUCAAUCCAGUGCUCGCGCACGUGGUCAGCGAUCAAUCCAGGCCACGCCACGAAGGUGGAUUCGGCGAUGGGCAACACGAAGGAAGGCCACGCACGCCGCGAAGGUGGGUUCGGCGAUGGGGAACUCGAAGGAGGAAAAGUUACGGAAGCAGUUGAAGAGGUAUGAGGAGUAUAGGAGGAAGAUGGAUGAGGAAGAGCUUCAUCGGGAUCCAGAGGAGCUAACAGACCCUUACGCCUAUCAAGCAAGGUUGUUUGAAGAAAGGUGGAACGUGCUCUAUCUGAAUCGCUAUGGUCGCUUCGAAGACAACACAUCUAUCCCUUGCAAGCGGUAUACAGUUAAUCCUGCGCCAUAUGGUGGUCGUAAGAGCGAUACUCUGCAGGUGUUUUCUGUCAAGGUCGCAGAACUAACAGGAGGUUUACAGUGGCCGCUCGAUGUGUUUGGUAUGGUUGCGCUACGUGACUUAUUAGAUCACAACCGCAAUAUUAUCUUCAAGCGCGAAAGGGAAUCCAUAUUUAGUACUGACAGGUCCCGUGCGUGGUGUUGUGUUCGCUGGUCCUGUGGUCUUUGGGGUUCUGUUGUAUGUGAGGGGGGCGCCACUGAGUCCGGUGACAAAGAAUUAAGCCUGCUAGCUGCUAGUCUCACCAUGUUCUCUAAUUGCCCACUGACUUCGCUUCUGAUUACGAAGUCUUACACUAGCAGGCUAGCACGCUGGACUUCAAGCUCGGCCAUAUCGUUUACUCUACGGAAGCUACAAGCAGUGUGCAAGUCAUUUCUGGGCCAGGGCCAGAUAGUUUCCAUGGUCGUUUCGCGGCCGUUGCUGACAUCGACGAGGAAUUCGUGCUGCUCGAUUCUGAAGAUGAGAAUGUUCCUAUCUGUGGCGCAGGGCGGCAGAGUUUUCCGGGGUGGAGUGGAUUUCACACCUCAGGGCAUGGGGGCAAAACUCUCGGACACGAUAUCGGCUUCUGCAAGAUGGAAUUCACCGUCGAUUGGUCCCUUUUCUCUUACAGUGCGACUUAGCUAGCUGUGCUGUACUGCUGCUAGUUUACUGUUUAGUUGCUGCAAGUACUGGUGCUGCAUUUGCGAGGUGAGGUGGUAUACUGGUAUUUUAA
Molecule: messenger RNA, 1182 nt
Organism: Panicum hallii
Lineage: Eukaryota; Viridiplantae; Streptophyta; Magnoliopsida; Poales; Poaceae
Exons: 4
Coding region: 189-1094 (301 amino acids)
Source: RefSeq, a predicted model, not a curated record